This is a messenger RNA of Dovyalis caffra, 705 nucleotides long. Lineage: Eukaryota; Viridiplantae; Streptophyta; Magnoliopsida; Malpighiales; Salicaceae. The record is from the annotation of a GenBank genome assembly.
AUGUCCGCUGGCAAUACAGAAAUAUCCCAUGAUUUUCCAGGCUUUUUCAAGGUAUACAAAGAUGACCGUAUAGAGAGAUAUUGGAAUAGUGACUUCGUUGCAGCAGGCGUUGAUGCAGAAACCGGGGUCCAAUCCAAAGAUGUUGUAAUCUCACCAGCGACCAAUGUAAAGGCUCCCACCCAAGCAAAUGUCAUUGCCAUGUCGAUUGACUAUAGGUUAGCACCUGAACACAAAUUACCAAUCGCAUAUGACGAUUCAUGGGCUGGACUUCAAUGGGUCGCUAAGCACUCUGAUGGGAAAGGGCCUGAAUCUUGGAUUAACGAACAUGCAGAUCUUGGGCGGGUUAUCUUAGCCGGUGAGAGUGCUGGAGGCACCUUAGCCCAUUACUGCGCAGUUCAGGCUGGCGCUGCAGGAUUGGCUGGUGUGGCUAUAAAAAGGCUACUAAUAGUGCACCCAUAUUUUGGGGUAGAUCCGAAUGUGUUGAAAUUCAAGUGUGAUAAAGUGUUGGUCUGUGUGGCAGAAAAAGAUACGCUGAAAGACAGAGGGGUGGCCUAUUACGAAGCUAUGAAGAAAAGUGGGUGGGGUGGCACUGUUGAUUUUUAUGAGAGUAAAGGGGAGGACCAUUGCUUUCAUUUCUUCAAUCCUAGGAAUGAGAAUCUCGGGCUCCUUAUGAACAAAAUUGUUGAUUUCAUUCAGCUGAAUUGA